CUAGAGCAAAGAAACAGCCUCGGUUAACGAGGAAAAUCGGUUCUUAACUCUUUGUUUUGAAAUCACAUUUUCUUAACGCUUCUUAGGAAUUAUAUCAAUUUUCCCGGGAUUUACAAAUUUGUUGCUGUUUUAAACGUGUGGGGAGGUAAAAGAAUAAGCGCUAAAAUGAAGUCUGCGGCAAUCUUUUUGCUACUGAUGCUUUGGAACUGCGAGAGCGCGAGAGUCGCAGAAAGUCCAGACGACAACAGUGUGUACGACCUGUUCGAGCUCGUCCAAGUGCCGAGGAAAAACCAUGGGGUCACCCUGGUAAAAGGCGACGACCCUUACAGUCCCGCCUACAAGAUCCUAAACCCCGACCUGAUCCCCCCGGUUCCCGAGAGCGCCUUCAGGGACCUAAUCGAUUCCAUUCACGCGGAGAGAGGAUUUCUACUGCUGGUCAAUUUCAAGCAGUUCAAGUGGACGAGGGGAAGCCUCUUGACCGUGGAGAAGAAUGACGGCUCAGGACCCGUUUUCGAAAUCGUUUCCAAUGGAAAAGCAAACACUCUGGACAUUGUUUUUUCCACUGAAAACAAGCAACAGGUUGUGUCCAUUGAGGAAGCGGAUUUGGCGGUGGGACAUUGGAAGAACAUCACUCUUUUCGUGCAGGAGGACAGGGUUCAGUUCUAUGUGGGAUGCGAGGAGGUGAAUUCAGCGGAGCUUGAUGCUUCUAUCCAGACUAUCCUCACUCAGGAGACCCCAGGUGUGGCGAGCUUGCGGAUCGGCAAGGGCGCAGUGAAAGACAGGUUCAUGGGAGUGCUGCAAAAUGUGCGCUUUGUUUUCGGAACGACACUGGAUGCAAUUCUGAGGAAUAAAGGAUGCCAAAACUCAAUUAUGACUGAUAUCAUCACCCUUGACAAUCCCAUAAAUGGAUCCAGACCUGCAAUCAGGACUGAUUACACUGGCCACAAAACAAAAGAUUUACAGAUGAUUUGUGGCUUUUCAUGUGAGGACCUAGCCAGCAUGUUCAAGGAACUCAAAGGUCUUGGUGUGGUGGUGCAAGAGUUGUCCAACGAACUCCGCAAAGUGAUGGAUGAAAAAAACAUGCUCAUGAAUCGCAUAGGCAUUCAUGCUGGUGUCUGUCUUCACAAUGGAAUUGUGCACAAAAACAAGGAGGAAUGGACAGUUGAUGAUUGCACAGAGUGCACUUGCCAGAAUUCUGCAACUGUGUGCCGUAAAAUUUCAUGUCCCCUAAUCCCAUGUGCAAAUGCCACAGUGCCUGAUGGGGAGUGCUGCCCUCGCUGUGGAACCCCAAGUGACUCCGCUGAGGACGGCUGGUCCCCCUGGUCUGAAUGGACCCAUUGUUCUGUGUCCUGUGGAAGGGGCAUUCAGCAGCGUGGCCGCUCCUGUGACCGCAUAAAUAACAACUGCGAGGGCACAUCAGUGCAGACAAGAGACUGUUACCUCCAGGAGUGUGACAAGCGCUUUAAGCAAGAUGGCAGCUGGAGUCAUUGGUCACCCUGGUCAUCCUGCUCAGUUACCUGCGGUGCUGGCGUUAUCACGCGCAUUCGUCUUUGCAACUCGCCAACGCCGCAGAUGGAGGGAAAAGAUUGCCAAGGUGAAGGCCGGCAGACUGAGAGGUGUGAAAAAUCACCAUGUCCAAUCAAUGGCGGAUGGGGACCAUGGUCACCUUGGGAUACUUGCUCUACCACCUGUGGGGGUGGUGUCCAAAGCCGUAAACGUCUUUGCAAUAGUCCAGUACCCAAAUAUGGUGGUAAAGACUGUGUUGGAGACGCAAAGGUCACCCAGCUCUGCAACAAGCAAGCCUGUCCAAUAGAUGGAUGUCUUUCGAAUCCAUGCUUUAAUGGAGCUCAGUGCACAAGCUUCCCAGAUGGCUCCUGGAAAUGUGGGAAAUGCCCCACAGGUUACACUGGCAAUGGAAUUGAUUGCAAAGAUAUCAAUGAGUGUAAGGAGGUCCCUGAUGCUUGCUUUGAAUUUAAUGGAGUCCAUAGGUGUGAGAACACAGUGCCUGGCUACAACUGUCUGCCAUGCCCCCCACGCUACACUGGCUCACAGCAGUUUGGUAGAGGAGUUGAGGACGCUGCUGCCAAGAAACAGGUGUGCACACCACGUAAUCCUUGCCUUGAUGGAAGCCAUGACUGCAAUAAGAAUGCUCGCUGCAACUAUCUGGGACAUUUCUCAGAGCCCAUGUACCGCUGUGAGUGCAAACCUGGCUUUGCUGGAAAUGGACACAUCUGUGGAGAGGACACUGAUCUUGAUGGCUGGCCUAAUGCUGAUCUUGUGUGUGUCGAGAAUGCAACCUAUCACUGCAAGAAGGACAACUGUCCCAACCUUCCAAACUCUGGGCAAGAAGACUAUGACAAGGAUGGAAUUGGUGAUGCUUGUGAUAAUGAUGAUGACGAUGAUGGCAUUCCUGAUGACAGGGACAAUUGCCCACUCAUCUUCAACCCAAGGCAGUAUGACUAUGAUCGUGAUGAGGUGGGAGACCGCUGUGAUAACUGUCCCUACAACAGCAACCCAGACCAGACUGACACUGACAGCAAUGGUGAAGGCGAUGCCUGUGCUGUGGACAUUGAUGGAGAUGGUAUUUUAAAUGAGAAGGACAACUGCCCAUAUCUGUACAACGUAGACCAGAAAGACACUGAUCUAGAUGGAGUUGGUGACCAGUGUGACAACUGCCCUCUGGAGCACAACCCAGACCAGCUUGACUCUGACUCUGACCGUGUUGGAGACAAAUGUGAUAGCAACCAGGACAUUGAUGAGGAUGGUCACCAAAACAACCUAGACAAUUGUCCAUACAUUGCCAAUGCGAACCAGGCUGAUCAUGACAAGGAUGGUAAAGGGGACGCCUGUGACUAUGAUGAUGAUAAUGAUGGCAUUCCUGAUGACAAGGACAACUGCAGACUGGCUUUCAAUCCAGAUCAACUGGAUUCUGAUGGUGAUGGAAGAGGGGAUGCUUGUAAAGAUGACUUUGACCAGGAUAAUGUCCCAGAUAUCUACGAUGUCUGUCCAGAGAACUUUGACAUCAGUGAGACUGACUUCCGGAAAUUUCAGAUGGUACCUCUGGAUCCCAAGGGUACCUCUCAGAUUGACCCCAAUUGGGUGGUUCGUCAUCAAGGCAAGGAACUUGUUCAGACAGUCAACUGCGAUCCCGGCAUUGCUGUUGGUUUUGAUGAGUUCAAUUCAGUUGACUUCAGCGGAACUUUCUUCAUCAACACGGAAAGAGAUGAUGACUAUGCUGGCUUUGUUUUCGGAUACCAGUCCAGUUCUCGCUUUUACGUGGUGAUGUGGAAGCAGAUCACACAGACCUACUGGUCCAGCACACCAACAAAAGCACAGGGUUACUCAGGGUUAUCAAUCAAAGUGGUUAAUUCCACCACAGGGCCAGGCGAGCAUUUGAGGAACGCCCUUUGGCACACUGGAGACACUCCAGGACAGGUACGUACGCUGUGGCAUGACCCAAAAAAUAUUGGAUGGAAGGACUUCACUGCUUACAGAUGGCACCUGACUCACAGACCACGAACUGGACACAUAAGAGUGGUGAUGUAUGAAGGCAAAAAGAUCAUGGCAGAUUCUGGUAGAAUUUAUGACAAAACAUAUGCAGGCGGAAGACUGGGUCUCUUUGUCUUCUCACAAGAGAUGGUAUACUUCUCAGACCUCAAAUAUGAAUGCAGAGAUGCAUAAUUACACAGGCAGGAAGUUUAUCAAAGAAUGCACAUUUCUGUACAAAUAUGUAUUCCGGGCAAAGUCCAGAGACAGAUUUGAUGCUAAUUUUUUGCAGUCGCUCUCACAGUGGUGGUGACAAAGCAGGUGGUCAAUUCCAAUGUAACUGUCGCUUGUUGGAAUAGAAACCAGCUGGCUACUGAUUCAGAAUCUGGACCCCUCCACCAUUAGCAGGUAGAGCAGAAAAUAGUCUCCCUCACUUUGUUUAAUUGGGAAGACUGAAAUCUCUCUGAAAAACCUCAUUCAGCUCUGUGUGGGAGGAGCUCCCAACAGACAGCUAUGCACUUCGAAACCUUUACUCUCUCUCUCUCUCUCUCUCUCUCUCUCUCUCUCUCUCUCUCUCUCUCUCUCUCU
Molecule: messenger RNA, 4074 nt
Organism: Myxocyprinus asiaticus (Chinese sucker)
Lineage: Eukaryota; Metazoa; Chordata; Actinopteri; Cypriniformes; Catostomidae
Product: thrombospondin-1-like
Exons: 23
Coding region: 166-3681 (1171 amino acids)
Biological process (GO): cell adhesion; negative regulation of angiogenesis
Cellular component (GO): extracellular region
Molecular function (GO): protein binding; calcium ion binding
Source: RefSeq, a predicted model, not a curated record